AUGCUUCGCCGCAACAGCUCUCGCAACACGAAUCGGCGCCCGCUAAGCCGGAGCAAAUCUACCGCGUCUGUUGUGCGCAGUCCCAUUCGUGAUUUGGAGUCUAUUGACCCUGUAAAGGCCGAACGGGAUGCCAAUCUUGCUGCGGUUUUAUCCUACUAUCGAGCUGAAGACCGGGCUGACGAAAAAGCAAAAAAAUCCUCCCUUACACGACGUUACCUAGGGACCCUGCAGCCACCCGGCGACGAGUGUCACAACCAUCAAGAAAAUGUUGUUUCCAUGUUUACCUCUUACCAAAAGGUCAGAAAGUCUCGAUCCAUGAUGACUCCGUCGCAUCACGCUUCCGACAUGCGCCCGCGGUCUUCGCCUUUGCCGCCCGCGAGCAAUGAUGAACGGCUGAAAGAUGCGCGGCCCAAAUCAGCAGCGCUUCGAGCCGCCACAUCCAUGAGCUUCCUGAGAAGUCGGCGAAAGACGGCGGUUUCUCGCGUGAGCCACGUCGAAGUCAGCGAUGCCCACGUUGAAGUCAGCGAUGCUGCACUUCGACUUGCCAGACAGAGGUUUCAACAGAUACAAGAGGAAGAAGCGAAGAAGGAAUCCACCCUGUCGCGACCAAAGACCAGAGAGAGCCAACGUUCUACAACCCUUCGCAAAUCCCUCCGCAACAUUAGCAAUAAUUCCACCGCAUUUUCGUUUUCCACCAACAGCGCUCACGUUUCAAAGCAACAUGGGAUCCGAGACACGGCACGCAAGGUCUCGCAUGGCUUAAGGUCAAAGCUACGAGGUCUUUUCGGUAAAGGAAAGAGCGAGGACUCUGAACAACAAGAACACGACCAAUGCGCGACAGAGAGGGAUUCUGAUGAAGAGAGCUGUCUGCAUGUUGGGGACACUGAGACAACGGAAGAAGCAUCCAUGUUCCAGGUGACAGCACACGUUCCUUCGUUGCACGAUGUACCUUCGAAUAAAAAGCUCAGGUCUCGCAAAGGCAGCGUGGAGAGCUUUGCUGACGGCGACCACUGCGUUUCUGACGAUAGAUCUCGUGUCACCAGCUGGACAAACACAGUAACGAGUCAAGGAACAAUUGGGGAGAGGCAACGCCUUUCUAUCAUCAAAGAGAAUGGAGCGCAUGCUACCGAGAACGAUUUCAAGCGAUGGCCUCAGUCUACCAUUAGGUGCGUUCAGCCCAACGAUGAUGUCUGCAAGGACCAUGAGCGACAGUCUUCGAUAUCAAGCUCGGUCACGGAAGUCCCAGACAAAGACUCUUAUGCGACCGAGAUGACUUCUGGGCAAGGACACACCUGGGAUUGGAGCGACGAUAAACCGGAGCACACCGGCGCGCAACUCAAUGAACUUGAUCCUCACAAGACCAUCAGUCAUCGAAGUUCUGCUUUUUUUGGGAGCCCUUCUCGUCAGUCAUUUAGAUCGCCCAGCCCCUACCGACGUGCACUUCGGGAGAUGAAUUCGUCUGAAGAGAUAAAUGGGGGUUUAUUGGGAUCACAAUAUCUCCAUUCCCUGUCAACCUUGAACCUACCAGCCCGACAAUACAGCAACCCGGGUUCGGAGAAGGACUUUUACGCCACAGAUGUUGACAGUGUUUAUUCAUUUUCUGCGGACGACGCAACCCCGGUACCCCCAGCCGUAGGAUCAAACGUUUUGGAACAGUCCCCGGGUCGCAGGUACACCCGCCAGCCAUCACCCGAGAUCACAAUUUAUGCGCCAGCUCACGAACACCAACGCGACACAUCCACCGCCAGCUCAGUGGAAUGGAAGACUUGGCUAAGCUCAAAGGUGUCCAAGAUCGAAGGUCCCUCGACCCCUACUAGACGCAUGCAAGAAAAUGGCGCUCUACCACCAUUGGGACACCUCAGAGAGCUGGCUUCAAUGGGCUCUACUCCAGAGCUCUCUGUAUCGACAGCCAAGUGUACGCCAAACCGGAGUCCUUUGGGUAGUGUAAAGGGAAACGCCCAAGCAUUUCCUGACAGCAACAGCCCAACAAGACGCCAAGUUGGUAUCGGAUACGACGAGAACUUGGCACCAAAUCAUGAAGAGAAGAUGACACCCUCUAUACCCCGUCGGAGCAUCUUGCGAGCAGUACCCUCGCUCCCAAGUGUUGCGACGCGAGGGAACUUGAUGGAGACGGGAUCUGGAAGAGAACUGCAGCGAAUGAAGUCCAUGAAUACGAUAGGUCGCUCGAACCUGACACCAGAAGACUCUAAACGACGCUCCCGCACACGCGUUGCUGGAUGGCAGGGCUCUCCAACCAGAUCAAGCCCUGGAAGACGACACCGAUAG
Messenger RNA from Fusarium poae, 2286 nucleotides. RefSeq lists its product as uncharacterized. Lineage: Eukaryota; Fungi; Ascomycota; Sordariomycetes; Hypocreales; Nectriaceae. The transcript has a single exon. Bases 1 to 2286 code for a protein of 761 amino acids. The record is from RefSeq and is a predicted model, not a curated record.